Molecule: messenger RNA, 2157 nt
Organism: Medicago truncatula (barrel medic)
Lineage: Eukaryota; Viridiplantae; Streptophyta; Magnoliopsida; Fabales; Fabaceae
Exons: 2
Coding region: 156-1496 (446 amino acids)
Source: RefSeq, a predicted model, not a curated record
ACACACCACAACAAUUACACGUUCUCUCUCAUCAAAUCCUUUCAAACCUUCUCUCACACUAAACUUGUCAAAAAUCAAAAUUUACAUUCAAAAGUCCAAUUUGCAACUAAAACUUGUGAAAUUUUUCUUGUGAAAUUCAAAAUUCAACAUCAGGAAUGGGACCGAAAAAGACCAACACUUCCUCACGUGCCGCAAGCAAGAAACAGAAGACUGUUGCAAGUUCUUCGAGGUCGAGGGUACAAGAACCAUUUGACUCUCUCAGAUUCAAAGGUCCUUAUCAACAACAGAGAUAUAAGGACUUACUAGAGCGGACAUUUUGGUCAGAAAAAGUUUUUCAAAUUAAAAAGAAUGGGCAGUAUAGGGGAAUAGCUCAAAUAAUUUGCACAAGGAAAUGGGAAAUUUUGGUGAAUCCUCCUACACUUCUGAAUUAUGAUAUAAUCCGAGAGUUCUAUGCUAACUCCAUUCCAACUGACCCAGAUGAAGACUUUUCUUUCACCACUUUUGUCCGUGGAAGGACAAUCCGCUUUGAUAGAAAUGCAAUUAAUGCAUACUUAGGCAACCCACUCAAUCUCCCAGAUAACCAGUUGUGUGCCUUUCAUGAGAAGCAGACCAAGGGAGAUUGGAACCAUGAGGAGAUUGCACAGGGUAUAUUUCGAGAGGGGAAGACCUAUGAACGUAACCCAAAUGGGCAACCCAUCAAAGCCCAUAAGCAUGACAUGAAUACCCCUGCUCAAGUAAUCCUCCACCUCAUUCUCCAUAAUAUCCGUCCCAAAAGCCACACCUCAUCUACUACUCUUGAUGUUACCCCCCUUCUUUACUACAUCCUAGCCAAUGAACAAGUAGACAUUGCUAGGGUCAUUUCUCAAGAAAUGAAGAUAGUUGCUGAGAGCGGGAUCAAACCACCUGCUAAACAUAAUUGUCCCCUUACUUUUCCCGGCCUGAUCAUCGGACUUUGUCAUAAGGCCCGAAUAGUUAUACCUGCCCAAGUUCAUGAAACCAUCAAGCAUCCUAUUACGGACACAUAUAUUGGACGAUAUUGCACAGGUAGUCGAGCUAGAGCAAGGGCAGAAGCCCCUCAAACUCAAUCAACCCCUCAAGAAGCACAACCUGCACCUACACCCCAACAAUUUCUAUUUUCUGAGUGGGAUCCAAGAUACUUGGCUGCUUAUACCUACACUUGGGAUCAAAAUGAAGCUAAUCAUAGAGCCCUUAACACUAUUCAAGACUCUAUGUACAGGUUGCAGCUGCAGUUUGGAGUUCCACAGGCUCUUACGCACCAGUUGAUGACUCCAGAUGCUUUCCAGGCGCAUGUUGCUUGGCCUGGGGUCAGGCCAUUUUAUCCAGGGGGGACGAGUGCUGCUGUUGCUAAAUCAAGUGAUGAAGAAGAAGGUGAAGAAGGUGAAGAAGGCAACGAGGAUGAUGGAGAAGAAGGUGGAAGCAAUGAUGUCGGCGAUACAGGGAGUGAGGAAGCCAGUGAUGCCAUGGAGUCAGAUUGAUGUAGAGAGAGAUAGAGACUGAAAAGCUCACCUUUACUGAGUGAUGUCUUUUAUAGCUUUUAGUCUAUUUUAUUCUCUCAAUCUCCACUUUAUUAUCUUAUUUUGCACUUUUAUUUGGAACAAUGGUACUAUUUUGUUUAUGUGAUGUUGAACAGCUGUUUUGUUUAUGUACUUUUUACAUCCUAGUACUAUUUUGUUGUUAAACAAGUGUUUCAUUUGUGCACUUCUGUUGAAGAAGAAGUACUCAUGUUUUGAACAAGUGUCUCUGUAAUGACAAUGGUCAUAUGUUUUGAUGAUGGAUGUGUAUGCUUAAAGCUGUUUCAAAUGUUUGAAUGAUCCAAAGUUGAGUGAAUCAACAACAGAUGCAUGAUAGUGAUGGAAAAUUUAACGAAUUGCACAAAGCCAAGGUACAUGUUUCUUGCUUUUCUAGAAUAAUAACUUGAAUUUGAAAUGUGUACUUCACACAAAAGUUAUUUCAUGCAGUUCUCCGCAAUAACAUGUUUGUUAUGUGAACCACUUAGUUCUAGCCAAAAAGUGAGGAAACCUCAGUUUGUACUAUAUGCAAGGAGACCGGCACUCAUUGUUUUAACUCGGUCGCUUUAUGUUAAAUCCGAUAAUUGUUUUGAGUUGUGUGAAGGCAUGGAAAGGAUCAAGGCGCAUU